CACAGAACAACUCCUGCUCCAAGAGAGAGCAACAGCUAUACUACUGAAGCUAAACUCUAGCUUUAACCAAGAGAGCUACGAGAACUUAACAGAGAAAAGAACCAGAACGAGAAAUUCCUUACAAGAUCUACUCAAUCCAACGGCAAGCUCCCUGACUACUCGCAAGAGACUAAGGAAGACUUUUGAAGAACCUAAAGACUUAUUUUUGUCUAAGAUACACAGAGAAAAACGAAGAAAAGCAAAAUGUCUGCUGGAAUGAACAUGAGACUGAUUUCUUUCUUCUGCCUCACUCUCUCCUACCUGGUAAGUCAAAUACCAUUUUACUGAGACUGUCAAGUAAUAUGGGAACUGUAUUGCUGUGUCUAUGCACCAUUUCCAGAAAGACCGCAAUAAGGUGUCAGCAUGUCUAGUCCAUUACUCCAGCAGUUGAAAUGUAAAUAGAUAUAUUUUGUUAACACAGUUAUAUAAGGCUGUAUAUGCUCUAGCUCUUGGUGUACUGUAACAUUAGUAGUUCUGACCAUGUGCUCAGGGUCUAACAGAGCUCCUAUCUCUUUGCCCCUCAGGCUGUGGCUCAGGAGUGCAGUGGGCAGUGUAGUUGUCCCGAUGUGGCCCCCCAGUGCCCUCCUGGUGUGAGCCUGGUGCCCGACGCCUGCGCCUGCUGCAGGGUGUGUGCCAAACAGAUGGGCGAGUUCUGCACAGAGAGGGACGUGUGCGACCCCCACAAAGGACUCUUCUGUGACUUUGGCUCCCCCAUCAACCGCCGCAUAGGAAUCUGUACAGGUGAGUCCCUCUAAACAGGCUCCUUUGUAGUUCUAGUACAAUGACUCUGAUAUUUUUCCUCUGCUGAUGUUUGUGUGACUGGAGAUGUGACGUUCUCUUCUUAUCCUCCGCCUCCCACAGCUAAGGGUGGCGCCACCUGUGUGAUCGGAGGGAUGGUGUACAGGAGUGGAGAGUCCUUCCAAAGCAGCUGUAAAUACCAGUGCACGUGCCUGGACGGUGCCGUGGGCUGUGUGCCCCUGUGCAGCAUGGACAUCCGCCUGCCCAGCCCUGACUGCCCCAUGCCCCGCCGCGUCAAAGUGUCCGGGAAGUGCUGCGAGGAGUGGGUGUGCGAUGCCCCCCAACACACAAACAGCUUUGUGGGCUCUGUUCUCGCUGGUGAGUCUCAGUCUUAGACACUUGGACAUAAAGCUACAUUGUAGUGAUAUAAUCUGGUCAGCUUUUGAAUGUGGGGAUAAAGAGUCUAACGCCACCUCUCCUUCUCUGCCUGCAGCUUACAGAGAGGAGGAGACCUACGGGCCUGACCCCUCCAUGAUGAGGGAGAAUUGCCUGGUCCAGACCACUGAGUGGAGUGCCUGCUCUAAGACCUGCGGCCUGGGCAUCUCUACCAGAGUCACCAAUGACAACCGCGAGUGCCGCCUGGAGAAACAGUCCCGCCUGUGCAUGGUCAGGCCCUGCGAGUCCCACAUGGAGCAAAGCAUUAGGGUAAACACAUCCUUGAACCACUACCCAAAUUAGCCUACCCAUUCACUAGAAUAGAAACACUUCCUCAAAUCAAGAAGGAAGGAAUGGUCACUAAUGUUUGUCUUUCGAUUUGCUUUGCUCUUACAGAAAGGAAAGAAAUGCAUCCGCACUCCAAGAGUGUCCAAGCCCAUGAAGUUUGAGAUCUCUGGCUGCACCACCACCAAGUCCUACCGCCCCAAGUUCUGCGGAGUGUGCACCGAUGGUCGCUGCUGCACCCCCCACAGAACCACCACCCUGCCCAUGGAGUUCAAAUGCCCCGACGGUCAGGUCAUGAAGAAGCAGAUGAUGUUCAUCAAGACCUGUGCAUGCCACUACAACUGCCCCAGCGAGAACGACAUCUUUGAGUCCAUGUACUACAAGAAGAUGCUUGGAGACAUGGCAUAAACCAUUACAUCACCAAAGAGCAAAAAACAACCAAUGAGUCUUAACUUGAAUCCAACAGAUAUCCAUCUCAUCUCGCAGCACAAAAUGUGUUUUUCUUUUGAUUUGUUAUUUUCUUAUUUGACUAUUUUGUAUUUUGUACAAGGACAGAAAUCUAUAUGCAUAUAUUCAAUGUAUAUAUGUAUGAGUGUAUUGAUGGAUGUUUAGGGCCACUUGCCCUAAAGAGGGGGGAAAGACAGGGGGCUGCUCUGCGGCCCCAAGAAAAAUACUGCACUAUAGUUCUACUAUGUGACAACCUAUGUUGUUGUCACAAAUUGGCUGAUGCCAUGUUCCCCUCCCCCUAAACUGAGGUGGGGAUCCAACUAACUGGGCCGUUUCCAACCUCGGAGCACUUGCAGUAACGAAGAGUGAAGACUUUUAACCCCAGUAGGGAAACUGAAAUCCUUUACCCACCAGAGUGCUAGUUGAAUGUGGCCUUGUGUAUAGUUCACUGUUUGCAGAGCCUAACUGAUGCAGUGUUAAUGACAGGUCAUGGUUUAUCCCAUGCUGAAAAACAGCCGUCCUCCCAGACAAGGAGCGUAGUGUGCAUGCUUUGAGGGUUUGCCACAGCACUGAGAAAAGAGGUGUUUGACUUUGACUGACUGAUUCAGGUUGCAAGGAAGGAAUCUGUAUUUUGUCAAAAAAAAGACUGGAUGCUUUGUAGCUUCAUUCCUUUUUGAGAUAUUAUUGAUGCUGUAAAUAUUGUACAUAUUGUUGUACAGUUGUUAAUUUAAAGUUGAAAAAAAACGUUUGUCUUUUGUUUUUCUCUUGCUUCAAUAUGUUUAUUGAUAGCUUAUUUGCUGGGUUUGACUGUUCCUGUGACAGUUUUGUGUACUAUUUUAUUGAGAAGUGUGACAAAAAAGUUACAUGUUUUUACUUUUGUAGUUUGGAAUAAAAUAUUAUAUUUUUUAUAUAAAACAUAA
This is a messenger RNA of Coregonus sp. 'balchen', 2864 nucleotides long. The record is from the annotation of a GenBank genome assembly. NCBI's taxonomy places the organism in Eukaryota, Metazoa, Chordata, Actinopteri, Salmoniformes, Salmonidae.